GUCUCUCUGUCCCUCCUCCUUCCGCCCUCUCGUCCCCCAUCUCCUCGUUCUGCCCCUCCGGUAGGGUUGCUCGCUGUCGGCGUUCCGUUCUUUUGCUCUUUGGCCUCCGUAUUCUUGCUGCUCCUGUACAUCUCCGUGCGCGAUGCCUUCCUUCCUGAGCUUUGUUUUCCUGCUGGCCACUCUGCUCGCGAGCCGAGUAUAUGCCCUUGAAAUUCUCGUCGGGGGAUCGGUCGGGAACGUCUCUGCCACCGACUUCCUGACCAUCACCGACUCUUCCGUCGCGAAUACGGUGCGUACGGACAGUCGACUGCAUACUUUCGACGACGACUCAUCCACCGCGCUUGACCAGUGCACCUCCGAAUGUGCACCGGCCAAGAGCGCCAUCGCCGCCUGCACAGACGACACCUGCCUCUGUAACACCACGACGAUCCAGGACGUCGCCACCUGCGAGCAGUGCAUGUUCAACGCGCUCAUCGCCGGCGACCUCCAGAUGACCGACCCGAGGGAGGGCUCCCAGGUCGCCCUCACAGCUUACGGCGCUGCGUGCGGUACUGCCCUCGACACGACGAUCGCUGCGAGCCUGACCACGCUCACUCUCCCGCCCGACUGGGAUGGCCCGUUCGGCCAGGGCCUCUCCCCCGUUGCUACCGGGUUCGUAGUGGCCAUAGCAGCCACCAUGGCAGGCACUUCCAUCUGGAUUCUCUGCUCGAUGUAGGAGACUUGAUGAGUGGUGCAGAGUGUUUCUCGUAGAUGAUCACUGUGGUGCUUUUGUAACUGUUGAUGACGGUGGCUUGUAUUGAUUUGGAUGGUGGACGAGAAAGUAUGCUUGACUUGAGUUUGAGCCUGCAGGACUGAUUGUGUGGUUCACAUCAAUGUCCGAGACGAACACAAUUCUUCCACGACGACU
Fomitopsis serialis is the source of this 907-nucleotide messenger RNA. RefSeq lists its product as uncharacterized. The transcript is spliced from 4 exons. The record is from RefSeq and is a predicted model, not a curated record. NCBI's taxonomy places the organism in Eukaryota, Fungi, Basidiomycota, Agaricomycetes, Polyporales, Fomitopsidaceae. Bases 143 to 715 code for a protein of 190 amino acids.